Molecule: messenger RNA, 3323 nt
Organism: Syngnathus typhle (broad-nosed pipefish)
Lineage: Eukaryota; Metazoa; Chordata; Actinopteri; Syngnathiformes; Syngnathidae
Gene: limk2
Product: LIM domain kinase 2
Exons: 16
Coding region: 168-2165 (665 amino acids)
Biological process (GO): protein phosphorylation; actin cytoskeleton organization
Cellular component (GO): cytoplasm; nucleus
Molecular function (GO): protein binding; ATP binding; protein serine/threonine kinase activity
Source: RefSeq, a predicted model, not a curated record
UUCAGGCGCAGGAAUUUGUAGCCAGCAUGACGUCAGUCAUCCUGCAUAUCAGUCUUAUUUUUUCACAGGGAGCUACGAGUCGAGGAGCGUAAUUCUACACGGAGAUCGCUUUUUGCAUUAUGCAACGGGUGUAAAAGGAUACCAACGACGCUCGCCUAAGUGAGCAGAUGGAAGACACAGAAGGUACAGACGAAUGCUACUGUGCGGGAUGUGGAACGAGAGUCCACGAGCCGUUCCGCAUGAAGGUUUUGCAGGACAUUUGGCACGGCGCCUGCUUCCAGUGCUCUGUGUGCUGUGACCACCUGACUAACUGGUAUUAUGAGAAGGAUGGCAAGUUGUACUGUCGCAAACACUACUGGGAGAGGUUUGGAGAACUGUGUCACGGAUGCGCUCUGCUCAUGACCGGACCCGCAAUGGUGGCUGGAGAACACAAGUAUCACCCUGAGUGCUUUGUGUGUCUCAGCUGCAAGGUGGUGAUUGAGGACCGGGAUACCUACGCUUUAGUGGAGCGCUCUAAACUCUACUGUGGGAAGUGCUACAAGCAGGUGAUCCUCACGCCCAUGCUGGAAAAGCGCACGCAUGAUUCCGUCCUGGACUCCCACCCCCAUACAGUGACGCUCAUCUCAAUGCCCUCCGCGGCCAACGGCAAGAGAGGCUUCUCCGUGUCGGUGCUGCGGGACAACAACGGUUUGGCCAGCGUCCAAGUCAAAGAGGUCAGAGGGAUGCUCAUUAGUCCCGAGGUGCGGAAUGCCAUCCACGUCGGAGACAGGAUCCUUGAGAUUAACGGUGUUUCGGUGGGGGCACUGCUGGAGGAAGAGGUUGGUGACCUCAUUCAUCGCACCAGUCAAACGUUACAGCUGCUUCUCGAGUAUGACCCGGUGAGGCAACGUUUGGAUCGGCUCCGACUGGAAUCGUCCAGGAACGACCUGGGAGUCCCGGCGACCUCCCGCAUGCGCCUGUCCUCGCCACCAAACGCGGUCCUGGAGAGGACUGACGUGGACCACAGCACAUUGAAGAGGAGAUCAUUGAGACGGAGUAACAGCAUAUGCAAAUCUCCCGGGCCGAAUUCCCCCAAUGAGCAUCUUUUCAUUACCCGAGACCUCGGACGCUCUGAGUCUUUGAGGUCGUCCAGUAGCUGCUCUCAUCGCAUCUUCAGGCCAUGCGACCUCAUUCACGGCGAGGUUUUGGGAAAGGGCUUCUUUGGACAAGCCAUCAAGGUGACUCAUAAAGCCACAGGAGAAGUGAUGGUGAUGAAGGAGCUGCUUCGCUGCGAUGAGGAGACCCAGAAAACUUUCCUCAAGGAGGUGAAAGUCAUGCGGAGCUUGGACCAUCCUCAUGUCCUCAAGUUCAUCGGUGUACUGUACAAGGACAAGAGACUCAAUUUGAUUACGGAGUUCAUCGAAGGAGGCACCCUCAAGGACUUCAUCAGAGACACUGAUCCGUUUCCAUGGGAGCAAAGGGUGAGCUUCGCAAAGAGCAUCGCGUCUGGCAUGUCCUACCUUCAUUCUAUGAGCAUCAUCCACCGAGACCUCAACUCUCACAACUGCCUGGUUAAACUGGACAACACUGUGGUCGUCGCUGACUUCGGACUCUCCCGACUUAUCAUAGAAGAGAAAGUGAAGCCGUCACCUGAAAAGAACUCCACCAAGAAGAGGCUGUUCCGCCGUAGUGACCGGAAAAAAAGGUAUACCGUGGUUGGAAAUCCCUACUGGAUGGCCCCGGAGAUGCUUAAUGGUAAACGCUAUGAUGAGAAGGUGGACAUAUUCUCCUAUGGAAUUGUUCUUUGUGAGAUCAUCGGAAAGGUCUACGCAGAUCCAGAAUGUCUCCCCAGAACUCUGGACUUUGGUCUCAAUGUGGGAAAGUUUGUGGAGAAGUUCCUCCCCGAAGACUGUCCACCGGCGUUUUUCCCGCUGGCUGUGGCGUGCUGCGACCUCACACCGGACAACCGUCCUCCUUUCCAAAAGUUGGAGGACUGCUUCAAAGCUCUGUCCCUCAACCAGGAGCUGGGCAUCCCUCUCCCAUCCGAAUUAGACGAACUCCAUCAGAGUCUGAGUCGACUCCACUGGCCCAAAGACAGUUCCUCCCCGGCGCCGAGCCCAGAUGAGCCCCAAUCCCCCAAAGCCGCCCCCUCUGACUGCUCCGGGACGUCAGACAACGGUACUUAGGACUGGCCCUUCUUCUCGAGCCAUGUGUGACCUGCUGCACCAAUAACACGGAACAACGAGAGGAAAAACAUCCCGCCAGGGCGCUCUCAUUUCAGAGUGUGAGUGUGAGAUGUAUUUCUGGUCAACAGUCGUUACUUAUGACACAUGCAUUUAAUGCACGCAGUUCUUGUUCUAAUGUUUACGGCGCAGAAAUGCAAGAAGCAGCUCGAUCGCAGUCUGGUUCCAAACACAAACUCCACCGCAUUUGAUGAGUCAGGUUUUUACAACACUUGGCGUUUCUGCCAUUGUUUAGGAAAUUCAGUGAUCAGUUUGACCAGCAGAGGGAUCCCUCCUUCCACCACUUAUGCAGGCAAGGGGGACGGACCGCUCAUUAAAUUCCAUGCAAGGUUGAUGCUCGAUGUUUGCACUUUUGACAUUUUUGUAGCAGUUUCUCACAUUUUGUUUGCCAAACUGUCACCCAAGUCAUGUUUUCCAUAUACUGUACAUCACCUGCUGCUUUUAGUUUUCAAAAAGGGCUUGUUGAGACACUAUGACCUUAAAAACUGUUUUGUACAGAACUGGAUUGUUAUUUUCGCAUCCAUUUUAGUGUGGAUAUUGUACAUAUGGCUCAAUAUGAGGUCUUUUUUUUUUUUUUUCUUUUUAAUGGAAUCUUUGAUUUUAGACAUUUCAGUUGACUGUUGGUGUUGAUUUAUUAGCUGGGUUAGUAGCGUCAAGGUACUGACAGCUGUUUACCCACUGAUAUAAUAGUUCAGUAUAGUAUUUGUAUUUUUUAGGGACAAAAUAUAACUUUCUUCCCUGACAAUACAAUAUGUCAAUUUAUAUAGCACCUCAACAAACUGACAUUAUUAACUGUUCUCAUACAAUUUCAGUCUUGUAGAAUUUAUUUGGACAGCGCACAUUGUGUUACUAUUUCGAUAGUUUACCUUCUGGAUUACUGUGAUGGUGUUACUUUGUGACAGUCUUUUACGCUUUUUGGAGUAAACAAAAAUGAUGAAGCAUCACUAUUAGUUUAAUGGUGUUGGUCGUUAGUUCUAGUGUUAAAUGUGAUUCUUUGUUGACCACUGACUUGUUUCUGUUUUUAAAGUUGUGUAUUUACAAACCGGAUUCGGUUGAAGUUGGGAUAUUGUGUGAAAUUUAAAUAAAAACAAAAUACAAUGA